Scomber japonicus (chub mackerel) is the source of this 1375-nucleotide messenger RNA. RefSeq names its product formyl peptide receptor 1 (gene fpr1). NCBI's taxonomy places the organism in Eukaryota, Metazoa, Chordata, Actinopteri, Scombriformes, Scombridae. Gene Ontology annotation, biological process: phospholipase C-activating G protein-coupled receptor signaling pathway; complement receptor mediated signaling pathway; inflammatory response. The record is from RefSeq and is a predicted model, not a curated record. Bases 104 to 1243 code for a protein of 379 amino acids. Gene Ontology annotation, cellular component: plasma membrane. The transcript is spliced from 2 exons. Gene Ontology annotation, molecular function: G protein-coupled receptor activity; complement receptor activity.
GAGUCCUCCAGCCUUCAGGGAUCUGUCGGGGUUUGUCCGGGGUGACAUUUGCAGCAGAUUCAUCGUCCUCUGACUGGAAAGCUUUGAAAAAGGUCUCAAGACAAUGAUGGAGCUAAUGUCUGCAACACCUUUCUAUCACAUAAAUAUGACAGAUGCUACUGGGAAAAAUGGGUCUUUGUAUGACGAUGACGAGUAUGACUACAAGGAUGAGCAUGCUGAGCUGAGACAGUCUCUCAACAUCAUGUCUGUUGUUAUCUACUGUCUGGCUUUCAUUCUGGGUGUGCUUGGAAAUGGAGUGGUUAUCUGGGUGACGGGGUUCAAGAUGAAGAAAACAGUGAACACAGUUUGGUUCCUCAACCUUGCUGUGGCUGACUUCCUCUUCACAGCAUUCCUUCCUUUGAGUGUGACAUACACAGCUAUGGAUUUCCACUGGCCCUUUGGCAAGUUCAUGUGCAAACUAAACAGCACCAUAAGCUUUCUGAACAUGUUUGCCAGCGUGUACAUUCUGGUGGUGAUCAGCGUGGACAGAUGUGUGUCUGUGGUAUGGCCCGUCUGGGCCCAGAACCACAGAAGUGUUAGCAAGGCAUCCUGUGUGAGUCUGGGUGUUUGGGUGCUGGCUCUGAUUCUUAGCACUCCAUACUUCAUCUUCAGGGACACUGGACCAUCAUAUAACAAUGAAGACAUCAUCAACUGCUUCAACAACUUUGCCUUUUCUGAUGACUACGAAACACCAUCUGUGAAUCAGUUGAGGCAUUUUCGUCAUCAGGCCAUGACCAUCACCCGCUUCCUCCUGGGUUUUGUUGUCCCCUUCAGUGUCAUUGUCUCCUGUUAUACUGUGAUAAUCCAUCGUCUCAGGAGGAACCGCACCCUGGCCAGCCACUCAAGUCGCCCCUUUAAGAUCAUUGCUGCCGUUAUCACCACUUUUUUCCUGUGCUGGGCUCCUUAUCACAUCAUGGCUCUAAUUGAGUUGGUGAAUCACAUGGCUACUCAUACAAGUGAAGUACUAGACCAUGUCACCACUAUUGGGGUCCCUAUAGCCACCAGCCUGGCAUUUCUCAACAGUUGUCUGAAUCCACUGCUGUAUGUGUUCAUGGGCCAAGAUUUCAAAGAUAAAGUUCGCAAAUCCAUCCUGAAUGUAUUGGAGACUGCUUUCCAGGAGGAGGUUUCUCGCUCUUACACCUAUACAAACUCAAUGGUCACCAGUCGGAGCAAAGAGAAGUCAGUUUCUGAUGCUGAAGUUUAAAGUUGCCCAUGAUAUUAAUAAAUACUAUAAUUGUACAUAGCAAAUGUAAUUGUAUAUACCAAAUAGCUUUUUUUGUUUUGUCAUUUUUAAUGUAACUGCCCCUAUAGGCAAUCUCUGCAUAUUGUUUUAGUU